Messenger RNA from Salvelinus namaycush (lake trout), 2615 nucleotides. Its product is annotated as kinesin-like protein KIF2A. The transcript has 19 exons. Gene Ontology annotation, biological process: microtubule-based movement. Bases 1 to 2130 code for a protein of 709 amino acids. The record is from RefSeq and is a predicted model, not a curated record. Gene Ontology annotation, molecular function: microtubule motor activity; microtubule binding; ATP binding. Lineage: Eukaryota; Metazoa; Chordata; Actinopteri; Salmoniformes; Salmonidae.
AUGGCCGUCGCUGUCUUCGGAAAGAUUCUAAUCGGCAUUUACGUGGAAAUCAAACGGAGUGAUGGUCGAAUCCACCAGGCCAUGGUGACAUCACUGAAUGAAGACAACGAGAGUGUCACGGUGGAGUGGAUAGAGAAUGGCGACACGAAAGGGAAAGAGAUAGACCUGGAGAGCAUCUUUGCUCUGAACCCAGAUGUGGCUCCUGAAGAGGAGGUAGUACAGAGUCCUGAAACCCCUCCUCCUGCUUCCUCCAUCUCCUCCGCUGCUAAACAAAUCAAGCCACCCAAGAACCGACGAACAAUAGCGCCCCCCAAGACUGAAACCCCAGCAAACAGAGUGGGGACUACGCGAGCCAGACCCAGUCAAAUACAGCACCAGCAAAGCCAACCAGAACCACCCCCACCUGUAGCACUCACAGCCCUACAGACACAGCAGAUGACACUACAACAACAGCAGAACGCGCGGCGGAAAUCCAACUGUGUGAAGGAGGUGGAGAAACUACAGGAGAAGAGAGAGAGGAGGCGACUACAACAACAGGAGCUGAGAGAGAAGAAAGCACAGGAGGUAGAUGUGACUGUACCAAACUAUGAGAUCAUGUGUAUGAUCAGAGACUUCAGAGCCAGUCUUGACUACAGGCCUCUAACCACUGCUGAUCUGAUCGAUGAGGAGCACAGGAUAUGUGUGUGUGUACGAGCACGGCCCCUCAAUAAAAAAGAGCUGACUAUGAAGGACCUGGAUGUGAUCACCAUCCCCAGUAAGGACGUGGUGAUGGUCCAUGAACCCAAGCAGAAGGUUGACCUGACCAGGUACCUGGAGAACCAGACCUUCCGCUUCGACUACGCCUUUGACGACAGCACCGACAACGACAUGGUCUACAGGUUCACCGCCCGGCCACUGGUUGAGACCAUCUUUGAGAGGGGCAUGGCCACCUGCUUCGCCUAUGGACAGACAGGAAGUGGGAAAACACAUACAAUGGGAGGAGAUUUUUCGGGGAAGAACCAGGACUGUUCUAAAGGGAUCUACGCGCUGGCUGCGAGAGACGUGUUUCUCAUGCUGAAGAAGCCAAACUACAAGAAGUUAGACCUCAAUGUCUUCGCCACCUUCUUUGAGAUCUACAGCGGGAAGGUGUUUGACCUGCUGAACCGGAAAGCCAAGCUGAGGGUUCUGGAGGAUGGGAAGCAGCAGGUGCAGGUGGUGGGGCUGCAGGAGAGAGACGUCAAAUGUACUGAAGACGUCCUCAAACUCAUAGAGGUCGGAAACAGCUGCAGGACGUCAGGUCAGACCUCGGCCAAUGCCCACUCGUCCCGUAGCCACGCUGUGUUCCAGAUCAUUCUGCGGCGGCGAGGGAAGAUGCACGGCAAGUUCUCGCUGAUUGACUUGGCGGGGAACGAGAGGGGUGCCGACACAUCCAGCGCUGACCGCCAGACACGCCUGGAGGGGGCUGAGAUCAACAAGAGUCUGCUGGCACUCAAGGAGUGUAUCAGGGCUCUGGGUCGGAACAAGCCCCACACCCCGUUCAGAGCCAGCAAGCUGACCCAGGUCCUCAGAGACUCCUUCAUCGGGGAGAACUCCAGGACCUGCAUGAUUGCCACUAUAUCUCCUGGAAUGGCUUCCUGUGAAAACACUCUAAACACUCUGAGAUACGCCAACAGGGCGAAGGAGCUAACGGUGGACCCAGGGGUGAUGAUGGAGGGGCGGGGGGGGGGAGGGGGUCACAGCGUCACCCAGCUGGAGGUCCUGGAGGCUCAGUGGGGGGUCGGCAGCUCACCUCAGAGGGAUGACCUCAAACUGCUCUGUGAACAGAACGAAGAGGAGGUGUCUCCUCAGCUCUUUACCUUCCAUGAAGCUGUGUCUCAGCUGGUGGAGAUGGAGGAACAGGUCCUGGAGGACCACCGAGCUGUGUUCCAGGAGUCUAUCCGUUGGCUGGAGGAUGAGAAGGUGUUGUUGGAGAUGACAGAAGAGGUGGAUUAUGAUGUGGACUCUUACGCCACGCAGCUAGAACAGAUCCUGGAUCAAAAGAUAGACAUCCUCACUGAGCUCAGAGACAAAGUGAAGGGUUUCCGUUCUACACUCCAGGAAGAGGAGCAGGCGAGCAAACAGAUCAACCCCAAGAGGCCUCGUGCUCUUUAGACAUGUCACACACACCUACACAUGUACACACACACGCGUACACACAAACACACACUAAUCUUAACACUUAACUGGAACCCUCUGGCGUAAAGGAUAACUGAUGUCAUAAGUUAAUUGUCCCUAAUCGAUGGUCGUAUAUUUCUAAAUGUGGGUGGUGGCCUUAAAGCAUUGUUUGACUUGUCCAGAGGGGUAUAGUGAAAGGCUUUAAGAUAAUUGGGGUCACAGCACAAAACAUCUGGAAACCACUGUUGACAAGCAACUGAUUUACACCCUUGUUUAGACCUGAACAAAGUGCUAUGGUGUAAGUUAUGAUUUAAGGAUUAUGAGGUGUUGCACCAUUUUCUAUGUACAGGCUCCUCCCAUUGCUGCUUGUUAAUAUCAUCCAUCCAUCCAUCUGUAAAAGCGAGGGCAGAUUCCCUCUCCUUUCCAUCCCCCUGUAGACUGUAUGUACAUGGGUAAUGUAUCUGUGUGGUGUAACGACUAUC